AUGAUCAGAGAGCACUGGAAAUCCACUUGGUCUGAAGGAGCCCUGGACUGCCUCUAUUCCGGUACUGCACGUAGUACCGAGACUCCGACUCCCUCUGGAAAAGGCGAGCAAAAGGUGUCUCAGGAAAGGAGAAUCACCAGGUCCCAUCCUUCUCUACCAGCCCCCCAAGACAUCUUCUGCGAGACACGCAGCAGUCCUCUCCAAAAGAGGCCUGAGGGUUCACUUGACGUGCUGCUCUGCUCGCCAGUGAAAGACAGAGGGGCCCCUUUGGGGCCUUGGACUCCCCCCCAAGCAUCACAGCAAAGGCAGGACCGCCUUUCGAACUCAGAGGACGAUGCGCGAGCGCACCAACUGCGGCGUCAGCUGCAUAAUCUGAGGGCUGAAAGCCACCGCAAGGCCGCACGCCUCAGAAAGGAGAGACAGCAACUUCAGCAGCAGCUGGCUGAGGCUAGGCAGCACCAGCAGGUGCUGCAGUUGAGGCAGCAGCAUCGCAGCAGCAGCAGCGAAAGUAGCGAAAACGGGAGCUCCAUCGAGCCCUGGGCAUCGUCGAUGGCGCUGCCGAUUAUGCCGCGUAGAAACCGCCCCUCACCUCGGGGCCCCAAGGGAAUUCUUUUGCCACCCUUCUCUCCCCGCAUGGUGCUCCUGCAUGUCUACGACUUGACGCCUGCCAUAUCGGCCUACAUCAACCGAAUCAUGAGGCCCUUUGGUGCGGGGGCUUUCCACGCGGGUGUCGAAGUCUUUGGCCAAGAGUACUGCUUUGGGCAAACGCCUGACGACACCACCGGAGUCAACGUCUGCGAGCCAAUGCAGCAUCCCGCUCAUAUAUACAGAGAGACUGUCCCCAUGGGCCCAACAGACUUGAACGUGGACGACUUCUGCUCUCUGAUGAAUACGCUGAAGAAAGAAUGGCCAGGCAACUCCUACGACAUUCUUACGAGGAACUGCGUCAAUUUUGCCGACCACCUCUGCAUCCUCUUAGGAGUAGGCCGCGUGCCUGCUUGGCUCUUUAGGCUGCAGAACCAGGCGAAUUCCAUCAAGGGAGGAGCCCGAGCAGCAGCGGCAGCAGCCGCUGCUGCUGCUCGACAGCUUCAGCGCCUGGACACGCACGCAGGGAUCUCAGCAACUGCAACGGCAGCAGCAGAAGCAGCAGCCCAUGCCGCGUCUGCUGCCGCAGGAGCAGCUGUUUCCUUUGGAAGGCUUUUAAAGCAAGCGCACCAGGAUGUGAGGCUUUCCGAUGAAAUGGGAAGAUACAUACUAGCGGGCGUAAAUUUUCUUGGAGAGCGUUUGGCUGAGGGCGUCUCUUGCCUUCCUUCAGAGUGGCACGAGGACGACUGUCACUACUCGGAGGCCUUUUCUUCCUGUCAAAGGUGUCCCCAGCUGUCUGCAGACUCCCUUGGGAUCCUUGAAGAAAAAGCCCUUCCGGGGCCCCCUUCCGAUCAGAAAGAGAAAGACAAAGAGCAAGGGGUUCAUUUAAGCAGCACGGCCCUUGAAACUCCCACUGACUCCAAUGACGCAUUUUCGCGCUAA
Messenger RNA from Cyclospora cayetanensis, 1527 nucleotides. RefSeq lists its product as uncharacterized. Gene Ontology annotation, molecular function: deubiquitinase activity. Bases 1 to 1527 code for a protein of 508 amino acids. The record is from RefSeq and is a predicted model, not a curated record. Gene Ontology annotation, biological process: protein deubiquitination. The transcript has 7 exons. NCBI's taxonomy places the organism in Eukaryota, Apicomplexa, Conoidasida, Eucoccidiorida, Eimeriidae.